AUCCCCCAGCAGGAAGUUACCCUUCCCAGGUUAUGUCCCCAGUAGUCUGGCAGUUAGCUUUUCUAAGUAGUCAGGCAGUUAGCUCUAGUAGUCAGGCAAUUAGUCCCCUCACAGUAGUCAUGCGGUUAGCUCCCCUGCAAGUAUACGGCUAUCCCAGUACCACCAGUAGGCAGCUUUAAUCAUCCUCCUCAGUGGGCAGUUGUCUCUAUCCCCCCAAGUAGGCAGUUAACCCCCUCAAUAUAGGCAUUUAUUCCAAUCUCCACAGUAGACAGGUAUGCCCAUCCACCUCAGUAGGCAAUUAUCUUCUCGAUAUAUGCUGUCAUCCCAAUCCCCCGCCCCACUAGGCAGUUAUUCCCCAAAAGUAGACUAGUAUCCCACCCCUCCACCCCCAGGUGGCAGUUAUCCUCCCCUGCCAAUUUAUCCUCCUAGUAGCAAUUAUAAUAAAAACUAAACACUGGCUAAGACAGGACACCGCUGUGGGCAGUGAUUGGCUUAGAGGUGAUGUAUUGACCCUCAGAACCAGGAAGUGGAUCGCAACAAACUGGGAACUGCAAUACUGGAGCGGAGCGAGGAAGUGAAGGAAAGGGUGCUAAAUCAAAAGGACCACUGCAUGGAGUCACAGGGAGAAGUAGUGCAUUUUACACUUCAGGUAGAGGAUACAAAAGACCAGACACAAAUGCAAUCGCUAGAAAUGCCUGGUAAUUCCACAAGUGUAAUGGAAUCAUUUAUACCUUCAGCAAACACAGGCCUGGGGGAGACUUUUGUUCCCCUGGACAGCAAUUUUCAAUAUGAAGUAGUCAAGGAUAAGAUUUAUGUAGUAUGUCAGGCUUAUCAAUCUUUAACAGUUCGUUGUGAAAACAGGGAACUAAUAUUGUCCAGUAAAUUAGAUAUAUCACACAUGAGAGCUGCACGUGAUGAGAUCAAGAAUAUAAUAAGUUCAGUUACAUUUCGGAAAAUUGAAGUGUCAAAAGCUAACGCAGAUUUCCUUAACUCCUGGAACAGUAAAGAUAUUUCUGAAAAAUUAUUUGGGGACUUACCUGAAGGCAAGGUGAUUCUGGAUGUUCCCAGAGGACUCUGUCUAUAUGCUCCUUCUGAAAAUCACCUUUCCCAAGCAGAGUCUAUCUUGCUAAAACAUCUUCGGCAUGGUAGUAUGAAAAUCAAGGCAAAUGAGAAAGACAUUGUAUCAUCACAACAUUGGAAACAGCUGUGGGAUAAGUUGAUGGAUGACAUACAUAUCCAAAUAAGUCUUCAAGAUGAUGAUAACACUGAUGAUCUAAUCCUCACCAUUGCGGGUUUUACUGAAGACGUGAACAAAGCUUUGAAAGAAUGCGAACAUCUCUUACAUCACAGACAAUCUGUUAAAGAGGAAGUUUAUUUGAAGGAUGAUUGUUUCAAAGAAAAACUAGAGGAUUUGCUUAAAAGGUUUAACCUUGGACCAUUAUCAGAACAGGUACAGAUUAUAAGAGCCGGAGGUCAAACAUUAACCUUGAUGGGACCACGUGAAGAGGUGGAAAAAUCUAAACGUGUACUCGAAAAGUUGAUGCAGAAGCAUGUUGAAAAGUUUUGUAUCACUAAGUAUGGGGCAACAAGUUUUUUUAAGAACCAAGGGAAAAACCUAAUAGAUGAUGUACAAAAGAAAUUUGACUGUUGUGUCUUCAUUUCUGGCUCUGCAAACAAAAACAGCAAGGCAGAAGGUGAAGACAAAACUAAGGUUAUGUCUCAAAGUAUUAAAGACAAAGACAGCAGUGAAAACGAAGUGAAAAGAUAUGCCUCAUGUGAUAAAGGGGUCCAUAAGGAUGGAGACAGUGAAAGUAGUAGGAAAAAAGGAAGAUCAAUAGAAAAAACAGCAGCUGUACUCCAGCUCAUAGUGAGCCUCGGAAACCUUGAAAAUAAAAAAGCAAAUGCAUUUGUAGCUCCUCUGCCUUCCACCAGACCACAUCUUGACUCUUUAAACGUAACAAAAGGACUAAAAAAUAAAGGAGGCGAUAAAUUCUCAAACCUUUUCUCAGCAGUUUUUGGACAUCAAACCACUCUGCAAAGUGGACAACACUUUCCAAUGCCAUUGACUGGUGAAAGCUACUUAUUGGACUGUAACUUUGUCAUUUUUAUUGCAUGUCAGCCAUGGGAUGGACCUGAUGGCUCAUCAGUCAAGGCUCUGAAAAAAGGACUUUGUGAUACUCUCAACUAUUGUCAUACUAAGAAGUUACAUUCGGUAGCUAUGUCUGUAAUCGGUCCUGGGAAAAAACUUUGUUAUCCCUCUGAGGAAGCAGUAGGUAUCAUUGGAGAAGAAGUUAAAUCCUUUGUGGAAAGACAACCAAACACAAGUGUGAAGAAAAUUGAGCUUGUAAUUCCCACAGAAAAUAAAAGUCUUUACUAUGUCUGUAGAGAAAAACUAUUGGAAAUGAUUUUGGAUGACCGGAUUCAGUUGUGCAAUGAAGAUGGGGUUGCUUUCCCGAAAAUAUCUAUUGGUGAACACAGUAAAGUGAAAAUUGGAAAUGUAUCUUUAGUUGUUACGUACAAUGAUAUAACAAAGGAAUCUACGGAUGCCAUUGUAAACUCCACCAACUUUGUUUAUUGGAACAAAAAUACUGUGGCUCAUGCUAUUUUCACAGCAGCUGGACAAAGUAUUAUAAGGGCAGCUCAGCAUGGUUCUAAAAAUAAAGUUGUUAUGACAGAAGCAGGAUCUGGCGAUUUAAAAUGUAAAUAUAUUAUGCACUGUAAUUGUAAUCAAGAUGUGAGCAACAUUUCUGUUCUUGUGAAGGAAAUUAUACUCCAAUGUGAAAGGGUGGGCUUACAUUCUGUAGCCAUUCCAGCCAUUGGCACAGGUGAAUGCAAAUUUGAUCCAGAAAUUGUGGCCCAUGUUAUGGUUGAUGCAAUAGCAACACUUGCCAAGACUGGAAACAUGACUAGUUUAACCUCUGUUCGCCUGGUUGCGUUUCGCCCCUUCAUCUACUACAUUUUACAAGCUGAACUGAAAAAGUUGUCCAGACCUGUGCAGGAAUCAUCCUGGAAUCCAUCAGAAUUGCUUACUUCACGAUUAAAGUUUCAGUGGUUUCCAGAAAAUGAGGCAAUUGCAGACUUCCCAACUCUUCAUCACCCUCUUCAGCCUCCAACAACCCAGCUGGUUAUUGUUACAGACAAGAAGGACAAAAUGAAUGAAAUCAAGCGUUCUCUCGAAAACGGUUUUGAAAAUGCAGUAAAAUACAAAUCAGAAAAAAUAGAACAACCCCUACUAAAAACAUUCUCUCUGGAUGAAAUUGAGAUGGUUUUCUCUGUUCUGAAUGACCAACCUGAAGUUGAAAUGAUAUUGGACCGAUUGAAUAGCUGUAUCAUUAUUGAAGGCUGUGAAAAGGAUGUUGUUGACGUGAUGUUAAAAGUCCAGACUAAUCUUGCUACUAUUAUCAUGGAAAGACUUCAGUUAGUAACAAUAGAGAGGGCAGGGCUCUUGGUCCAGUGGGGGUAUUCCGAUAGUAAAGAUUCUAAGCCAUUUACAGUGGAGGCCAGUCAGUUACUUGAGGAAAGAUACCAGGCUGGGAAAAAAGGAGCUGUAAUAGUCAAACUUGAAGGUCAGAUGGAAGCUUCUGUUAACCUGGAAACGAUGAAAGCAGUUAUUGAACCAACAAAAGAGAAGGUGAAUGUUGUAAGGCUGGACUUAGAAAGAGAAACUCAAUGCCCCUUUCACUGGAACAAUAUGAAUGGGCUCUUGUUAAAGGUUGUAGAACUGGAUACUAACUCAGAGGAAUAUGAAAGAGUUAAAUCCAAUUUCAAUAGAACUGUCAACUGCCCUAUUAAGAAGAUUGAAAGAAUCCAAAACAAGCAUCAACACAUAGCGUACAUGUCGAGGAAGCGUUACAUUACAGAGAAAAAUGGUCCCUGCCAUGUCAAUGAGAAACAUCUUUUCCAUGGCACAGCACCCCAGAACUGUCAUUCCAUCAACUACAGUGGGUUUAAUCGAAACUUUGCUGGACAUAAUGCGGCUUCAUUUGGUAAUGGAGUUUACUUUGCAGUGAAUGCCAGCUACUCAGCAAAUCGGACCUAUUCUCCUCCAGACCCAAACACUGGAGAGAGGUUCAUAUACCAAGUGAAGGUGCUAGUUGGUCGUCAUACUAAAGGACAAUAUGGAAUGAAAGCCCCUCCUUGCAGAACAGAAAACGAUCCCUUUGACUACUAUGAUAGUUUAACAGAUAAAAGCAAUGAUCCCACCAUGUUUGUUGUGUUUCAUGAUGACCAAGUGUACCCUGAGUACCUCAUUACUUUUACAUAAAGCCUACAUUAAUAUAUUACAGAAUAUCUCUCUCUCUCUCUUUCUCUCUCUCUCUCUCUCUCUCUCUCUCUCUCUCUCUCUCUCUCUCUCUCUCUCUCUCUCUCUCUUUCUUUCUCUCUCUCUCUCUCUCUCUAUAUAUAUAUAUAUAUAUAUAUACGGAUGCAUAGUUGAACUUCUUUUUAGAAAAUAGUAUACUCGCUUCUUAUCUUAUACAUUAAUUUAGGUAUAGCUAUAAGGUAUUUCUACUGAGCCAUCUUUUUAAUGAACAAACAUUUGCUUUGCCAAAUAGUGCCUCUCUUUUCUACUACAUUUUAUUAUCUUAUAUAAUGGGCUUUAUUUAACCAUUAGUCUGGUGGCAUGUGACAAUAGGAUCGAGAAUAAGGUGUCUAUAUUGCAUCUUCAAUUCUAAGUAAAAUCACUCCUGAUAUUUUGCUUAUUAAACA
This is a messenger RNA of Hyla sarda, 4707 nucleotides long. RefSeq names its product protein mono-ADP-ribosyltransferase PARP14-like. The record is from RefSeq and is a predicted model, not a curated record. Lineage: Eukaryota; Metazoa; Chordata; Amphibia; Anura; Hylidae. Gene Ontology annotation, biological process: negative regulation of gene expression. Gene Ontology annotation, molecular function: transcription corepressor activity; NAD+ poly-ADP-ribosyltransferase activity. Gene Ontology annotation, cellular component: nucleus; cytoplasm. Bases 611 to 4264 code for a protein of 1217 amino acids. The transcript has 15 exons.